AUGUCAUCCAACCGGCCAGACUGCCUUACUUCAUUGGUUUCUUAUGUUCCUGAUUUAAAUUUUGAUUUCAAUUUACCCGUAACAGCAGCUGUAAACCAGUUGGAAAUUUCUACUAAAAAUCAGCAAUCAAAUCUAUUCUCUCCCGAACUACUAACGUCUUUUGAAACUGUUAGCGCGCGAGUUGACUGUAACUGCAAGUCCAUUCCUCAAUCGCGAACUUCGCCACAACCCCUGCGUCCUGCUUUGAAGAAGACAUUGACCAUUAAACCGUUGAAUAGAGUUGAAGGCAAAUUUAAAAAUACUGAGAAAGAUUGCGAAGAAAAACGAAUUUUGGUUUUAAAACACUCUGCUGAGACAGCAACAAAGACGGAAAAACCUCAAGCAGCUCCGGCACGAUUAUUACAAAAAAAGAAAACAGUAGCAUUCGGAAGAACUGUAAACGUGUCGCAAACAAUAGAGGGUACAUCAAGAGCACAUCGAAAAUUUUUGGUUAAUUCAAGCUUUCAGAAGGAGUCUAAAAUGGCUACAAGCGGUCAAAAUGAACAACUUUUGAAUGAGUUUGAAAAGUUAAAAGAAGAAAUGCAUGAAAUGCAAUUAAAAAUCGAUGAGCUGACAAUGAGGGAUUCAGAAAGAAGUGGUCAAUUAUUGAAACUAACAGAGUCGAUGAAGAAAAUGCUAAGUGGUUUGGCACAGUUUAAUAUUUUAUCCGGAAGCAGUAACGAGGACACCAAAAAAUGUGAAAGAAGAAUUGAGACAGAUAUGCGUUAUCGUGGCAAAGAAAAUACACCUCCUAACCAGACAGCUGUAUUGGAACACAUCACUGAAAACGAUGACGAAAAUCCUGCAGUAUAUGGCGAACUUUUUCCAAAUUCAAGCAAGAAAAUUACUGGCGGUUCAUCCAAAGAAGAUCUUAAGUGGACUAUAAUGAAAAGAAAAUAUGCUGAAAACGAAGAAUUUAAACGUUUAAUUGAUGAAGCCAUAAUGAAAUGUGGAGGAGACAAAAGUCUCGACAUUUUCGCCUCACACCAAAAUAAAGGAGAUACUGGCAGGGUUCCAUCCCGACGACAUGAAAAAAAACCGCACCCUAUUUCACCUGUGAUUCGAAGUACUACGCGAGUAAUGAAACAAAUGACUGUUGAACAAAUUCAGCAUUGUGAAAAUCCGCCUGCAUCAUGUGCAUUUUCUUACGAUUCUAGGAAAUAUUUGGCAAGACAUGGCAUCAUUCCUGCGCUUAGUGAUGACGAUGAGAUAGAGCACAAUAUGGCGUGUAGCAAACGAUUAGAUCCAUCCGUGCAAUCCUGUUAUCAUCCAGGGAAUUCAAUGACUUACUAUUCAAAAAAUAUCAAAUAUAAUAAUAUGCUUUCAAAAGAUAACUCUCAUAGCGAUUACCAAGAAGAAAGAUGUCAUCACAUGGAGGAAAGGCCACUACGAGUCUUCGAUGAAGCACGUUAUCAGAUGGAUCAUUUUGACACGGAUGAUGACGAGGAUGUGAACAAUAUAAUUGAAAUAAGUGAUGCAUUGGAAGUUGAGGAUCACUGUGGAAGCGGUAGAAAAAUGCAUUCACCGUAUGAUAAAAGAAGUCGACGAGACUCUGCACGCAACAAUUUCCGGCAUCAAAAAAAUGAUGGCGUACGUCAGUUCACGAAGCAACGACUAAACAAAUCUGCUUGGAAUUAA
This is a messenger RNA of Brugia malayi, 1677 nucleotides long. RefSeq lists its product as uncharacterized. The record is from RefSeq and is a predicted model, not a curated record. Lineage: Eukaryota; Metazoa; Nematoda; Chromadorea; Rhabditida; Onchocercidae. The coding region runs from base 1 to 1677 and encodes 558 amino acids. The transcript has 12 exons.